This is a messenger RNA of Impatiens glandulifera, 1134 nucleotides long. RefSeq names its product cysteine protease XCP1-like. The annotation marks the transcript as partial. Gene Ontology annotation, molecular function: cysteine-type endopeptidase activity. Gene Ontology annotation, cellular component: lysosome. The transcript has 4 exons. NCBI's taxonomy places the organism in Eukaryota, Viridiplantae, Streptophyta, Magnoliopsida, Ericales, Balsaminaceae. The record is from RefSeq and is a predicted model, not a curated record.
UUAACAACACUUCCAAUAAUGUCUAACUUACUAGUUCUAAUGUCCCUCCCACUAUUUGUGAGCUAUUUUCUUGCUUCGGCUGAUCGCCAUUUCUCAAUUGUGGGCUAUUCCCCUCACGACCUUUCCUCCCAGGAAAGACUCGUCCAGCUAUUCGAGUCUUGGAUGGACAAGCAUGUGAAAAGGUACCCAACUGUGGAGGAGAAGCUACGCAGGUUUGAGCUCUUUGUUGAAAAUCUGAAGCAUAUCGACGAUAGGAAUAAGAAGAUCGACAAUUACUGGCUUGGGCUUAACGAGUUUUCUGAUUUGAGCCAUGACGAAUUUAAGAAAAUGUACCUUGGACUAGUCAAACCGGAUGAUAUUAAUGACAAGCGGUCGAGGAAGCCGACAACAUCUGAUGAGGAAUUCGCAUAUGGGCAUGUUGUGAAUGUGCCCAAAUCAGUGGAUUGGAGGAAGAAAGGCGCGGUCACCCGGGUUAAGAACCAAGGCUCAUGUGGGAGUUGUUGGGCGUUUUCAACUGUGGCUGCGGUUGAAGGAAUAAACCAAAUCGUAACGGGGAACUUGACAUCUCUUUCGGUACAAGAACUGAUCGACUGCGACACUUCGUUCAACAAUGGCUGCAAUGGGGGCCUCAUGGACUAUGCAUUUCAGUACAUUAUCGACAAUGGUGGGCUUCACAAGGAUCAAGACUAUCCAUAUCUCAUGGAGGAAGGCACUUGCGAGAAUAACAAGGAGGAAGAAGAGGUGAUUAUGAUAAGCGGCUACGAAGAUGUGCCACAAAACAACGAGGAGAGCCUCAUCAAAGCGCUAGCCAACCAGCCUCUCAGUGUGGCCAUAGAAGCCUCGGGUAGAGACUUCCAAUUCUACCGUGGUGGCGUGUUCGACGGGAACUGUGGGACUCAACUAGAUCAUGGGGUGACGGCCGUGGGGUAUGGAACGAACAAAGGAUUGGACUACAUAACCGUGAAGAACUCGUGGGGUACGAGUUGGGGCGAGAGAGGGUAUAUUAGGAUGAAGAGGAAAACCGGCAAACCUGAAGGAAUAUGUGGUAUCAAUAAAAUGGCUUCUUACCCCGUUAAGAAGAAUUGAUAAGUACAAUUCACUAGUAGACCUUUCAUUUUUUUAUGUAAUGUGCUU